GUUUGGAAGCUCAGGAAGAACCGGUCAGAAUGGAUAUGUCCACUGAACUUCCGGGAUUGGAUACUCUCACAAUGCUUUGUGAAAGAUUGCGAUCUGAGAAGUUGCUCGUAGCCAGUGAGCUUGACACUUUGCAACGACUUAAUGAGGAUGUUGAUAAUGCUCAAAGUGACUUGGCACACUUAGCUUGGAUAUGUAAGCAGGAACAGACGGUGUUGUUACGUCUUGUCAGUUCUCAUCCUGAUGUUAGACCUGAAAAUUGUUGCUAUCUCACUUCUCAGCUCGAGUGUGCACGUUUCAUUGAUGGAUAUCGACGUAUUGAUGGACAACAUUAUAGUGGCGUAACGGAUUUAUUGAACUUAUUACUAGUUUCUCCAAAUUUAGUUGCAGAAAUUUUAAAUGCAGUUGAUCAUAUGCCGAGGAACAAUGAGUCAAUGUUCGUGGAGCUUGUUCCAUGCAUUUACAGUCUUCUGUAUGGUUGUUCAAUUUUCCCAGAGGACGAACGUAGAGUACUAGAAACCCUUUAUCAUUUGCUAGAUAUACAAUUAGCUUCGCAUCCUGAUCCACGAUUGUUAUUAAGGAAAGGGAAUGUUUCAUUUUGCCAACUCUAUCGUUUGUUCUCCGAAGGGAUGUAUUCAGCAAAGAUUUUUCUAACAGCUGCUUUACACGAACCUGUAAUGUUUGUUUUGUCUCAAGAUGAUAUUUUUUUGGAUAUUGAACCUACGAAAACACUAAUACGUUUUCCAACUGAAGAGAGGAGGAGACGUUUCGGGGUGGAUGAAGGUUCGCUAUCUUUUUUACAAAAGUUAACUGCUCAUCGUCGAUAUAUUGAGUCGAAGUUGGUUACAAUUGCAAGUCGAUUUAUUCAAGCAAUUACGGAUGCAAUGUCCUGCUUUCCUCAAAACCUAGGUUGCAUUGUGCGAAGGCUGUACGCUGUCUUGAUGGAUCAGAGGAAACUGAGCCAUGAACAGGCGACUUUAAUUUGCACGGACUUGAUUUUUACAUAUCUUAUAUGUCCUGCCAUUGCAAAUCCUGAAACACUUGGAGUUAUAUCUGAUACUCCCGUUACUUACAUUGCUCGGUUCAAUUUAAUGCAGGUAGGCCAAAUUCUACAAACUCUUGCUGUUGCACCAAUUGAACCACCUCCUUCCCAAAUCGCUCAUUUUUAUUCGCAAUUCGAUCAAGAAUCAAUGCCUCGUGUGGUGCAACAUAUCCUCACAACGCAUGGUAGCUCAGUCGAUAGUCUAAGUGCUAUUAGUACUGAAUCACCUCCGCAAGUUGUUGAGCAAUUUAUUCGACGUUUAUUUGUAGGGACUAUCAGUGCUAUUCGAUUUACGGCACUAGGAUCUUUGAAUGAUGAAUCACUGCGUCGAACUUUAAAUGGAUUAUCACGACGACUACCUGUUAAACUUUCACAGGGUGAUGUGGCAAAUGUUGGAGCUAAUAACGCUCAAGAAAAUGGAGAGUAUAAAAGUGGUUUACGAUCCAAAAAUUUGAAAUCAGUGGAAUCUGCGGUCUCAAAUUCUGUUCAGUCAGAAAUGAUCGAAGUGAUUACUAUAUUUUUUCGCUUGCGUUUAAAGUUUCAUGAUUUCAAAGUAUGUUCUGAUAUGGUGCUUAUGUUCCCUCUCGGUGAAGGAAGGGAACUCUUGGGGAUGUGUCCGGAAGAAAAAUUCAUGGAGUCAGUCCGAAAUCCACAACGAAUGCGAAAACACAAGAUAUCGGAUGAGUCAGCUGAGAAGCGAACACGUUUUGUAGAUACUGAAAGCAUUGAUCGCACUACUGAUGGUGGAAGUGAUGACGAGGAAGCAGCAAGUUUAUCAUCUUCUAUUGAAGCUAAUGCGGAUGGUAUGGAUGAUGAUGUUGAAGACAUAUCAACGCUACCGGAUAACUUUAGUGACGUGGUGCCGAGCAGUGCGAAUGUCUCAGGUCGUGGCUCUCCUAGCGUUAGUGAUGGUGCCUCUAAUCGUGAUGGUUCGCGGUCAACCCGUUCAAUCACUCGUUCAAAUGGUGCAGCUGUUCGACGCGAAAAUACGGAAGGUCUAGAGGAUAAAUUUGGAAAAUUUGGUAUACUUCCUCAAGGAGAAGGGCGUCAGAAAUAUCGCGAUGAAACACAUUCUCUUGUUAGUGAAAGCUGGUCUACUGAUGUUUUACCAUCAGAUACAGAAGGUUUUGGAGUCGAUACUCGACAAGAAGGCGACAGUAGUGCAGCAGUAAUUGCUGUUGCGCUACCAGUGUUGCCUGCCGUUGCAGAAGUUGGGGAGCCAAUAAAUGAAAGAAGACCAAAUAGGAUGGGUUCACAUCGGUUGGUCACUGUCAGUGCUAAUUCUGCUUUACAUAUAGUGGGUAAUGGUGAAGAUCGAAGUGAUACAUGGUCAGUAGACGCAGUAGCUAGUGAUUCGGAAGCUGAUCCGCUGCACAGAAAUGACGACUUAUUGAUGAUUGAUGAUUCUGACAACACAUUUGGUACGUCUACUGUCAGCAGUAAUGCAGCUAUGUUUUCUUCUGCGUGUAGCGAAGGUAGUAUGUUAGCAGGUGGUAGUGCAUCUAAUCAUGCAGCUCUUCGAGGACACUAUGGUACAGCAAUCCAGAGCGAAGCUUGUAGAGUUAUUAGUUCAUUUCACCAAGGUCCAAGAAAGCCGAUAUCAACAUCGUCAACUGAUACAUCUAUUUUUCGAGAGUUGAAUCAGGCAAACUUAGCAGCUUCAACAUCUACUGGGCAUGGUCGAGAACGUCUUAGACGUCAAUCCAGUGGAAGUUCUUUUUACUCCAAAUCUGAUGUCGAUUCUGAAUUCUCGAAAGACCUUAAUGAUGACACAUUGUCAUCUCUACCAGGCGAUUACGUUCCGUCUUUUCGCAAUAGUGUUGGUGAAUUAGCACCGACCAGCUCCGCUGUUUCUUUUAUGGCAGCAGCUGGUUCAUUCUACACUGAUGACAUUGAAGGAGGAUUAACUGCAGCAUCAGCUAGUGAAGAUGUAGGAAAUAAUUCAAGGAAUUAUAAUAGUAUCAUGAACAUUCGAAAAGUUGAAAGAUAUAAUGAACAUGAGGAUAUCGUUUCGUUCCUUCGUCAGGUGGCAAACAGCGAAUCUGCUUGUGAAAACAGAUCGGAUGAAGAUCCAUUGAGAGCUGUAUUUCCUUCCAGUUCAGCAGUCCCUAAAAUAAAUCGGAUUUCUUCCCUUAAUGGCCGAAAUCUCCGUUUCAGACCUCAGAAUGACGAUAGUGAAAAGAACGACAAUUUAUUAAGUCGGAAGAAAAUUAACAUCCUUCAAGGUCUCCAUAAAGUGGGCGAAUCACUGAAAAUUCGAAAAGGUGCUGUUGUUAGUUCUCUCCGUCAAUCACUGUCACAGGCUGCAGCUAUGAAUGAAGUAAUGGACACAAAGAGCACAAUUGUUAGAGAAUCGUUUGCAGUGAAUUCACAAUCCGCAAAUGGAAGAUUUGUUGAAAGCCGUUCACUUGAUGAGUUAAGUGCCACUUUAGAAAUAAAUAAACAAAGAGCAAACGAAAUUUUGGAUAAGUACAGGGGGAAGGCAGUUCAUGGAAAUGAUCAGUUGAACGAAAAACUACAAAAUGAGGAAAAAAUACUGGAAACAGUUCAAGAUUUGGAGUUGUAUUAUGAUCCUGAAAAUCUUACGCAAUGUCGUGCAUUCAUUGAUGUGAAACGGAAAUUGCGUUUGGUUCUGAGCUCAAUAGCUUUUUUACCUGGAGGAUCUUCAGUGACUAGUGAAAGUAUUUUGAGGAAAUCCAAGACGAGAGCGAGUGGGAAAAACGAUGCAAAACAGCUGAUGGAAUUUCUGCAAAUUUUAUUGGCAGAAAGCAUUAAUGCUCAAGACAAAGCUUUAUGUGCACAAAUUCGUGAGGUGGUGCGCUGCUUAUCUAUAUUCGAUGAUAGAGCGGUCAGAAAACUUUUAAGAGUUCUGAAAGGAGAACAUAGGAAACGUACUGCAUAUAUGUUAUAUUUACAGCAGUCACGCUUAACUCUUCUUCAGUUACGUUCUCAUCUGGAAAAACUUGCUGUUCGUCUUCAGAGAGAAAAGAUGUUAGUUAGUGAAUGCCUUGUCGAUAUACUUGCUCGAUUUUAUCUUGAAGAACGUGAUGCGCAGUUGCGGAGGUUUAUCAUGGAGUUUCAGACUUUAAAAGCUCAGGAUGAAAGGACAGAUGUAGUGACGCGUGCUCUGAAUUCAUUGUAUGAGUGUUUGCCUCGUGAAAAAAUAUGGCGUUUUGCGAAUUCAGAGAGAAUUGAAUUCGUGAAGAAAAGUGUAGAACGUUCAUUGAUGGCUCAACUCUAUGUUUUUGCACUUUAUCCAAAUGGUGAAGCAGAUCAAAGUAGAGACAGUGUUUUUCACAAGUCUGUUCAAAAAUUAGCAUUGGAAAUCAGUCCAGAUCAUCCGCAGCUGCGAAUAUCAAUGAGAUUACGUGGCGAAUGUCCUUGGCCAUCUGCGCAAGCAGAAAUUGCAAUUAUGAACGCUUACAAAUCACCGCGUGAUAAGAUAGCAUGUAUUGUUAGAUGCUGUGAGACGAUUGAAAAUCUUAUCAUAUUGGCUUCUGAGCGGGGAACAGCUUCAGCGGAUGAUAUUACUCCCGUGCUCGUUUAUGUUCUCAUUCAGGCAAACCCUGUGGCUCUAUUAUCAAACAUUCAAUAUAUUAGUGCAUUUUGCGAAAAUCAAAUAACAGGCAUAGAAGCGUACUGGUGGACACAGUUCACUGGUGCGGUUGAAUUUAUAAAAACGCACGUAAUCCAGUCUGAUUCUGGUGGUGCUUCACUUCUGUUUGGGGAUAUUUGGGUUCGGUCACGGGAACAGUUGCACUCUCUUAAAGAUGACAGUCGUGAUCAUCUGUAUAUACUAUGCAUAUUCAUCCUUGUGAUUCAGAUCAAAAAACGAUUCUUAUUUGCACUUUCAAGAAAUAGACUUGAAUGGAAUGAAGUUCAUGAUGAAGUUUGUUACAUGUUGGUUGACGCUAUAAAAACUAUUCUUAAAGAUAUAUUUGGAGAAGUGCUUAAAAUGAAAAGAAGUCAUUUGGUUAACAGCGUUGGAAUGUCUUAUAUGUUCGGUGCUCGUAAAAAAAGAGUAACGAAUGAAUAUAUGGGCGAUUCUUAUGUUGUAUCACCUAUGAGAACUCCAUUAUGCAUAAAAGAUGUUCAAGAUACAAUUACGCUGCAAGUCACAAAAUGUAAUCAAGAGAAGAAAGCACAACUCAUUAUAUGAAU
Molecule: messenger RNA, 5200 nt
Organism: Thelazia callipaeda (thelaziosis nematode)
Lineage: Eukaryota; Metazoa; Nematoda; Chromadorea; Rhabditida; Thelaziidae
Source: the annotation of a GenBank genome assembly